Osmerus eperlanus (European smelt) is the source of this 5391-nucleotide messenger RNA. RefSeq names its product scavenger receptor class F, member 2 (gene scarf2). Gene Ontology annotation, biological process: heterophilic cell-cell adhesion. The transcript has 11 exons. Gene Ontology annotation, cellular component: focal adhesion. Gene Ontology annotation, molecular function: protein binding; scavenger receptor activity. Bases 624 to 3449 code for a protein of 941 amino acids. The record is from RefSeq and is a predicted model, not a curated record. NCBI's taxonomy places the organism in Eukaryota, Metazoa, Chordata, Actinopteri, Osmeriformes, Osmeridae.
UGCUCUCAAAGUGGCGCACGAACUACAGACCCUGUAAUAACGGCGGCCAAGCGGCGAGUAACAAAUCAGGAAUUUCCCUUCUGCCACUCCUGAGAGUGCAAAAAGGAUUAAAGCAAGGGAAUAUUCUUUACAUCCAAGUAAAACUUUGCCUUCAUAUUUGACAAACUAUGCUGCACCUCCAUGUACUUUUUUGGGGGUGGUUAUAGUUGGCGACAUUUUUUAAAAAAUUAUUGUCCAUGGAUUACUGGACACCUCAUCUUUCAUGAAAAUGCUGGAAUAACUCGAUUUUUACAGAAAUGAAGGGACGCCGUCAACUGAUGAUCUCCAAUCGUGCGUUCUACUUCAGGUUUCACAACUUGUAUUUUACUUUACUCUGCGAGGAUUGGUGUCGCUCGACUUUUUUUCGACUCUUGGGUCAGUCGAUGGCGUGAAGCGGGCGAGUUAUUCUUCAUCUUCAAAUCUUAUUUUGGAUUAAGUUGCGGAAGUUUUCUCAGUAACACUACACCUGGGGGAUUAUUCUCAUGAAACAAGUAGGAAAAAAACUGGAUGUAGUGAAAUAGUAGUUUGUGAGAGGAGAAAUGCGGAACAUGAGGCGCGUCUAGAAGGAUGCUGUUUCUUGUACAAUGGAAUUGAAGAACACUUUAGUUAUUGCGGUGAUUUGUUUGUUUUUCUGCUCGAGUCUCAGCCAAGAGCUCAAUUCUAAAGGCAAGAAUGUAUGCAAAUUACCAGGGUCAGCAGAGCUGAUGUGCUGCAGUGGUUGGGGUCCGCUUGGGGACGAGUGUCUAACACCCCUCUGUGAGGGGAACUUCACCUGCAAGGAGAACGAGGUGUGCGUCCGGCCAAACGAAUGCCGCUGUCGCCAUGGAUACUUCGGAGCCAGUUGUGACACCAAAUGCCCCAGCCAGUUCUGGGGUCCCGACUGCAAGGGCAAGUGCACCUGCUUCCCCAACGGCCAGUGCGACGACGUGACGGGCAAAUGCACCUGCAACCACAACCGCUGGGGUCCCAACUGCGAGAACGCCUGCGUGUGCCAGAACGGCCGCUGCGACCAGGACACGGGCCGCUGCUCCUGCCACCCCGGCUCCUUCGGCGCGGCGUGCGCCGGCACGUGCUACUGCAGCGUCAACUCCGUGUGCGACCAGACCAACGGCCGCUGCCUCUGCCACCCGGGCUGGUCCGGACGCAACUGCGCCAACCCGUGCAACUGUAACAACUCGCCGUGCGAACAGUUCACGGGCCGCUGUCUCUGCCGCGAGCGUCUGUGGGGGCCCCGGUGCGAGCGCUACUGCCAGUGCGGCCAGGGGAAGUGCAACCAGAACGACGGUUCCUGCAGCUGCUCGCCCGGAUACCGGGGGAAGUUCUGCAGGGAACCCUGCCCCGCCGGGUCCUACGGACAGAACUGCAGGAACAAGUGUGGUCACUGUAAGGGCCAGCAGCCCUGCAAGGUGACGGAGGGGCGGUGCGUCACCUGUGAGACCGGCUGGAACGGCACCAAGUGUGACCAGAAGUGCCUUCCGGGGUUCUUUGGGGACAGCUGUCAAGGCACCUGCCCCCCAUGCAAGGACGGUCACUUCUGUAACCAUGUCGACGGAAAGUGCUCCCACUGUAACCCUGGCUGGAUCGGGGACAGUUGCGAGCUGCGCUGUCCCAACGGAACCUACGGAGAGAACUGCGAGAACAACUGCAGCCACUGUUUCAACGGCGUCUGUCACGUGGAGACCGGGGAGUGUCUGUGUGACCUGGGGUUCCGGGGGACCUACUGCAACAUGACCUGCGAGCCGGGUCAACACGGAGUGAACUGCGCCCACUCGUGCUCCUGUCACGACAACACCUGCGACCCUGUGUCCGGGGCCUGCAACUUACAGCCCAACCAGCGAGUGGGUGUGAUGGCUGCCGGUGGCCUGGUCGGCAGCCUACUGCUCCUGCUGCUGGGCCUUCUCUGCUGCUGCUGCCUCUGCAGGCACAAACACCAGCACAACAAAAAAGCCAAACGGAUCCUGUGUGGACGAUUCAGCCGGAUCAGCACCAAGCUGCCUCGUAUUCCUCUGAGGAGACAGAAGCUGCCCAAAGUUGUUGUAGCGCACCACGACCCCGAGAACGCCUUCAACUGCAGCUUCAUCGACCCGCCCUCGGCCGCGGAGCAGCCUUCAACCUGGUCAUCCCAGGGCUCCUUUUCGUCCUUCGAGAGCGCGGAGGACGGGCCCGUGUACUGUGUGCCCCACGAAGAGUCCCUGUCAGAGAACAGGGACAAGGGCAGCCCUCAACCCGCCCCUGAGAAACCCCCGACCUCCACGGACGAGGACGCCGGAGAGUACACCUCCCUGAAGGACACCAGCUCCCUCAAACCUGGCAACCCGGCGGCAGACACCGCCGAGCAGCCCCCGAUCAGGUCGUCGGACAGCGAGGGCUCCGCCAGCGGCUCCGAGUCCACCAUGGCCGUGCUGUACGCCCGCAUCUCCCGCCUCUCCAAACACUCCAGAGAGGAGGAGGGGGAGGGCGCCGGCUCCGCCGCCUCGGAUGUCAGAGGGAACGCCAAGCCGCCGCCCUCCCCGGGGAAGCCCAAGCCCCGCCCCCCGGACCCCUCCACCAAGCCCAAGGUGUCCUGGAUCCACGGCAACAACGCUACGGGGUCUCCCCAGCCCGAGGCGCACGGGGGGAGGGCGCCGACGGCGCCCAAGGAGAAGAGGACGUCCAGCGACUGCUCUGCCCGGAGCGAGGAGAGGGAGAGGACCAGGGCCAAGGAGCAGCCCGGCGAGGAGAGGACCCAGGAGGCCGACGGCCUCAAACACAAGACCCCGCGGGGAAAGCCCGGCGGAGACCAGACCCCCACCAACCACCUGGAGCACAUCAACGGGGUGGUCCAGAACGCCCUCAAGAAGAUCAGCAACUUCCACAGCUCCCCGGAGAAGAAGGCGGUGGCCGUGGAGUGCCCCAGGGACCCCCCUAGGAGCCCCAAGGUGAUCCACCCCCACAUGAACUCGGAGGCGGCGACCCUGCUGGCCGCCCAGCUGAAGGAGAAGACCCAGAGCAUCAACCGCAACGAGGGCACCGGCCUGGCCAAGACCCCCAACGGCCUGCCGUCCCCGCAGGCCCAGCGAGAGAAGCCCACGCCCCCGCAGAAGGCCAAGCGGGGCGCCACGCCGGCCCAGCACGGCCACUCCAAGCCCCUGCUGCCCACCACCUCCAGCCUCUACAAGAUGGUGGCCCCCGUGUGCGACCUGGCGAGGCCCGACCCCCAGAGCCCAGAAAAGCAGGACUUAAACGGCUCCAGGACGACGACGGAGGCGGCGGCGGCGGCAGCGGGGGGGGAUGCCACGCCCAGGAAGACCCCCAUCAAGAAGCCGCCGCGGAAGAAAGGCAAGGAGGGGAAUGGGGAGACGCCGGAGAGCAGGCCCCUGCAGCCUAAGACAGCCAUGAUGCCUCCACAGACAGUGAAACAGACACUGUGAGCCUCCCCCAAACAUACCACAGGACUAGGGGCUCGGGGAUGACACAGACGUCAGGAAGAACUAUUGAUUUCGAACGAACUGAUUUCCUGUGUGUGUGUGUGAGGUCUCCCCCCCCCCCCCCCCCCCCCCGGGACCAGUGGAGUGUGAGUGGUGGGACACUUGGUUUCCAGAUUGUUCCGUGAUGUGAGUGCGUAUCACAACCGCAUCCCAGAAUAGCAUUACAUCAAGCGAAGGUGACAAUAUGAAGUUUUGGACAAUUGUUUGCAUCUCUCUUCUCCACUAUAGGCAGUUAUCAAGCUGGAGAGAGCUAUGUGAGGCCCACCUUUCGAGAGAGACUUAUGACAGUGGCAAACCGUCCUGUUUGAACGUUAACCUCACCUAUAUUUCUCCACUGCCUGCUACGAUAUUUAUGUACGAAUCUAUGUCAAUCAUGUACCAUUUCAUUUGACUGUGUACUGUAUGUGAUACAACAGCUUGCUAAGCAACACGGCUAAAGUAUCUGCAAGGUACUACAUGAUUCCCAAACAAUAGUUCUACAGUAGCGCGGUUGGGUGAUUGGUUGAGUUAGAUAGACUGACCUUUUUCAAAGUCUCACGGUUCUAAGCAAGCUUUUAGUAUCCUUUUCCAGCUUCCAGAAGUAUCCAUAUUUCAGGACAUUAGUUCAGUAUAUUUUCCUGUACAGUUUGCUCAAAUUCUCACACAGUCUCUUUCUGCUGGGUGAUCGUGUCUCAGGACUCCAGAAUAUGUUUCAAUGCCUCGUACAAUCAGUAGCAAUAGCUAAGCUUGGAUGUUAGCAUAAUAGUCCCUCGAGGGACUCCAGUUUCAAUGUCCUUUUUUAUUACGAACGACCAUGCCGCUUAUGGUACCUGAACAACCGCUUCAAUCAGGUGACGCUGUCCGAAAUGACUUGCGCUGUUUGACUAUCCACCUGUACCUUUUGGAUGUCUGACUAGCGUUACAGGAUUAGAUAGGUUUUGUCACCUUGAAUAAUAAUAACGAUUAAGCCAAUAAGCUAAUCAGUGACCUGAGAGCAUAACUGGCUAAAAUAGCUCUGUCCAAAGUCAUGUAUCGUGUCUGUUCAGUCCUAUGUUAUGUAUGUUUGUAAACCUGCAAGCUUAUUUGCAUGUUCCUAUGCACAAUGAAUACUCUUCAAAACCACUACAAUAUGGGUAUCAUUUGACCAAAGAGGAUUCAAGGAAGGAGCACAGAAGACUGUGGUUAUCUGCCUAGCAUGCCAAAGACUGUGUGCUGUUGGUUUCGUGUGCAGGGUGUGUUUAUGUGACGUUCAGGACCUCACUGGUCCGUGUGGUUUGUUAAGGUACAGCUACUUUCAAUUCCAUCCUUCUGGAUUCUGUACACUCGAAAGAUGUUGUCGCGUUCGUGCCACUCGUACGUGUUUGUAAGCUGUGCUUAUGUAACAUACCGCUUCUCUGUCGACGAACUGGCCUUCGCGUAAAAUGACGUCUCGCUUCUCGUCCUGUGUCCUGUGUGAAGGUCACCGCCUGACACAGCAUGAGAUGACACAGCGUUGUUAGGUCGGGUGUCUAUAGUCGACCCUAUCCUCUCACUUCUCCGAUCAUUGGAAAAGCAUCCAUAGGAUUACAGAUACGUAACCUUCUACAGGGUGGAACAGUAGCCAUCCUUGUUUCAUACGGCUGUUAUUAAGAGUACAUGUAUAACUGAUGUGAUUAUGAAAUGCCAGUUAAAGCAGAAGAAACUCCAAGCCUUCUGCAUGUAGCGGGCCCAAGCUUGCUUCUACAGGCUGAAGUACAUAUUCAACCAGGGCAUCAAAACCAGCGAUCGAGAACACGGUGUCAGCAACCUUUUAUUUCCUGUUUGUGUUGCCUCCUUUGAUCUCCAUGUGUUCACGGUUGUUAACUGUUGUCUUUUCAUUUACUUCCUUGAAAUCAAAUAAAAAAAGUGACCCGUACUGUCGCUGUGA